Molecule: messenger RNA, 1216 nt
Organism: Melampsora larici-populina 98AG31
Lineage: Eukaryota; Fungi; Basidiomycota; Pucciniomycetes; Pucciniales; Melampsoraceae
Exons: 5
Coding region: 166-516 (116 amino acids)
Source: RefSeq, a predicted model, not a curated record
GAAAUUCUAACGACACAUUCAUAUUGAAUAUGUCAAGCACUCCUACUACUAGUACUAGCUCUGUACCUAAGACUUCCGCAACAGCAACAUGACACUUGUACCGUACUGUCAAGAAUCUCACUUCCAAGGUCCUCCCUAUCAUUGUCGAUUAGCCUUUUUAUACAAAUGUCUGCGUUGUUUUGUCUUCGUUGUUGUUUCUAUUGCUAUAUUAUCCUCGAUUCCUCUCAUUGCUUUUAUGACUAUUCCCCCGGGGUCCCCGAGGAGAAUCGUUUUUUUUUUCCUGCCAUAACGACCCCCCGGAACGACUAUCCCCCAGGGUAUAGCCAUCCAAUACAGGCUGGCUCGAACCCUGAACCCGCCGGGAGCGCCCGCGGGGACCCGAUAUUCCCCGGCAGUAAUCACCAGAGGACUCAAUCAACAAGUCAAACUAGAAUCAUCUCGUCAUCACCAACAAACAACCCACCCAACAGUCAAAUGACCACCCACCCAAGACAAAUCCAAUUUUACCUUCUAUAACCAUACCUCAAGUUAAUCAUGCUCAAUCUGAUCAGACUAUCACUUAAAAUCCCUCCUUUAAUAUAUCCAACUCUUGUCACCAAUUAGUAAUCCUCUUCUAAAUCAGAUCAACAAAAACUUCUCAUAACCGUACCAACUACUUAAGACUUUCACAUCAGGCGCCUCCUCAACAAAGGUCCAAGUAAGGGAAAUACCAAAUAACAUCAACACCAACAUCAAAAACAGGAAACACCAAUGAUAUGCGAAAUCAAAACCUACUUACUCCUACUUCACUACCUUGCUCAGGAAUUAAAGAUGAAGACCUCUUAGUAUACUGGGAAGAUUCACCUCAUCAUCGAUCCAGAACAUCUAAUCUGACUCCACUCAAAUCAAAACCCAAGCGAGAUUCUACAGCAGCAGGAAUACCAUCACCUUCAAAGACAGUCAUCGACGUUCAUUCUUCCCCUUCAAAUGGGCUUCCACAAGCUCCACUGGGCUUAUCCACCGCAAGCGAAUCACGCAGGUCACUUAGGCAACAUAAGCGAUCGAGAGACGCCAAUCUUUGAGCGAGGGGAAAACCGUAGUCAACACCUCUGAAAGCGCGUCGAAUAGCGCGUCUUCUGCACCGCGUCAGAACACAGAGAUUGAUGUUUUGCUUAGUCGUCUGGCAGAGAGAGUUGACAUGACGAAAGCCAAAGCCUGUGGCCAAUCUUUGUUAGAC